AUGACACUGGGAGAUUUCUGUGACAAGCAGCUCUGCCAGGUAGAAGAAAAGGCAUACAGUGAUUCUCAAAAGGGAAAUUCAAUUAUUGAUCCCUUAGAACUGAAAGCAUAUCCGACACUUGUGGUGGAGAAAAUGUUGAGAGCAUUAAAGUUAAACUCUUCUGAAGCCAGGCUGAAGUUUCCUAGGUUACUUCAGAUUAUAGAGCAGUAUUCAGAGGAGACCUUGAAGACAAUGACAAGAGAGAUUUUUUCCAUUCCUUGCUGGCAGUUCAUCGGCUGGAUCAGCCACAUGGUGGCCUUACUGGACAAAGAGGAAGCCAUUGCCGUGCAGCAUACCGUGGAAGAGAUUGCUGACAACUACCCACAGGCCAUGGUCUACCCUUUCAUAAUGAGCAGUGAGAGCUACUCCUUUAAAGACACUGCUGCUGGGCAGAAGAACAAGGCAUUUGUGGAAAGGUAUAAAAAAUGUGUG
Molecule: messenger RNA, 471 nt
Organism: Nannospalax galili (Upper Galilee mountains blind mole rat)
Lineage: Eukaryota; Metazoa; Chordata; Mammalia; Rodentia; Spalacidae
Product: DNA-dependent protein kinase catalytic subunit-like
Exons: 3
Biological process (GO): telomere maintenance; double-strand break repair; immunoglobulin V(D)J recombination
Cellular component (GO): nucleus
Molecular function (GO): protein binding; protein serine/threonine kinase activity
Source: RefSeq, a predicted model, not a curated record